AUGGCCAACCAAGUGGUUGAAGCUAUCUCCAAGAAGCUAGACCAAAUAAAUAAUUGCCCUGUUAAUGGAAAUUAUAUUGAUAUUGCAAAUGAGCAGGUUAAUGCAGCUUUCUCUAGACCGGAAAAUCUAGAAGAACACAGACAGUGUGCUCUCCUCCUUCGAGUUGCCUUAAAAGGUGAUUGGGCGGCUGCUAACCCUUUUCUUAAGAAUAAGUCAGACUGUCUUCGAGCUCGCAUUACGAAAGAGGAAGCGACAACACUUCACAUUGCUGCGACUGCAGGACACACCGCUUUUGUAGAAGAAUUGUUGAAAUUGAUGGAGCUGAUUCAGCCGGAGGACAUGGAAUUGAAAACCAAUUAUGGAUUUACGGUCCUCCACUCGGCUGCUCAAUCAGGAAACGUCAGAAUUGCUAUGCAGCUGGUGAAAAUCAACAAUGAAUUGCUAUUGAAAACUUGUGACAUGGCAAACGCACCACUCAUUGUUGCAACUUAUCUAGGACAUACAAGCAUGGUCUCCUAUCUGUUUUCUGAGACUCCUCUUGAAAAAUUGAUUGAAGAAAAACGCAUCGAGCUCCUUCAUGUUACUAUUUACAAUGAUAUGUAUGAUAUAGCAUUGAAAAUUCUGGAAAGGAAUCCUAACAUAGCAAAUGCCAGCACUGAAUGCCGGCGGGUAGCGAUGGAAAUGUUGGCGAGGAAACAUUUCUCAAUUGGCAGCGAAAGUGCUAGCAAGGAUAGCCUUGCAUCCUAUGUUAUUGAAGAUGACAAAGAGAACAUGUUGCAUUUAGUUGGAAAAUUAGUUCCUUCAGAUCGACUAAAUAUUGUAUCAGGAGCAGCCCUUCAAAUGCAACGCAAGUUGUUGUGGUUUAAGCCUUCACUAUACCAGGUGGCAAUAAUCAAGAUAUAUGAACUCCUAUUCUUUUGA
Corylus avellana is the source of this 921-nucleotide messenger RNA. The record is from RefSeq and is a predicted model, not a curated record. Lineage: Eukaryota; Viridiplantae; Streptophyta; Magnoliopsida; Fagales; Betulaceae.